Exaiptasia diaphana is the source of this 2490-nucleotide messenger RNA. RefSeq names its product signal recognition particle receptor subunit alpha. The record is from RefSeq and is a predicted model, not a curated record. Gene Ontology annotation, biological process: SRP-dependent cotranslational protein targeting to membrane. Gene Ontology annotation, molecular function: ATP hydrolysis activity; signal recognition particle binding; GTPase activity. Bases 28 to 1977 code for a protein of 649 amino acids. NCBI's taxonomy places the organism in Eukaryota, Metazoa, Cnidaria, Anthozoa, Actiniaria, Aiptasiidae. The transcript is spliced from 13 exons. Gene Ontology annotation, cellular component: signal recognition particle receptor complex; endoplasmic reticulum membrane.
ACAGAAGAGGAAGCACAGAGGAGGAAAAUGUUGGAUCUUUUUACGAUAUUUUCCAAGGGAGGAAUUGUCCUUUGGUGCUUUCAAGGCACAUAUCAGUCUUUUACUCUUCCAGUGAACGAACUUAUUCGAAGUGUAAUCCUUCAAGAACGCGGAGGAGGAAAUGCUUUUUCUCACGAAUCUUUGACUCUAAAGUAUAAGUUGGAUAAUGAAUUUGAACUGGUGUUUGUUGUUGCCUUUCAAAAGAUUUUACAGUUAUCAUACAUUGACAAGCUUUUAAAUGACAUCCAGUUAGAGUUCCGUGACAAGUACAAAGAUGAAUUAAGUAAAGGUGUCAUGCGGAGCUAUGAUUUUGCUGAAGAAUUUAAUCGUCUACUCAGAGACGCAGAAUCUAGUAGUAAAGUUGAAGCUUCUAUACCCAAAAAGAUGAGAACCUUUGAGCAAUCUAAGAAAUCUCAGAAAACUGUGGCAUCGAUGAUUGUCAAAGGGAAUGAAACAAAUACUAAAAAAAUAGGAAAAGAUAAAAAGAAYGAACAGAAAGAAUCAAAAGAAGCACAGGCAGCAAAAGCCAAGGACUCCAAACUGCAAGAAACAGAAACAGUCAAAGUCUCUAAUGGAAGUGCAGGCUUAACAASUGAAGAGAUCCAGAAAAACAGGGAGAAAAUGCUGAGAAGAAUGGCUGGUAAACCAACAAAACCUGUGAGCAAGCCAUCACCAGUUCAACGUAAGGAUCGCAAGAAGGUCAACAGRCAAUGGGAUAAUGCUGGUAACAACAAAGACUUGGGAACACUGGACUUUAGUGGGUCAAGUGAACAGCAAAAAGAGAAGAAGCAACAAGAAGAAGACGAAGAGUUCGAAAACAUGAAAGAGGAGCUGAUUGGUUCAAUGGUUGGUGAAAUAAAAGAAAUGGAAUAUGAGACUGGAAGUGAAGAAGAGGAAGAAGAGGAAGUGGAAGAAGAAGAAGCCAAGACAGCAACUUCUUCAAACACAAGCAGUGGUGGGUCUGGCCUGACUGGUGGAGUGUUUUCCUUUUUCAAAGGACUUGCUGGACAAAAGACACUGACACAAGAGCAAGUCACUCCAGUUCUUGAUAAAAUGAAGGACCAUCUCAUAGCUAAGAAUGUUGCAGCRAAUAUAUCUGAUCAGCUGUGUCAAUCUGUGGCAACAAAACUUGAAGGCAAAGUCAUUGGAACAUUUAGUGGUAUAACAUCCACUGUAAAGGCCAGUCUUGAAGAGUCCUUGAUUCAGAUCUUGUCACCCAGCCGUCGGGUAGACAUCCUGCGUGAUGCUAUGGAAACGAGGAACCGUGGCCGUCCUUACGUCAUCACAUUUUGUGGUGUCAAUGGUGUUGGAAAAUCAACCAACCUCGCAAAGGUGUGUUUCUGGCUCCUUGAAAAUGGCUUCCGUGUGAUGAUUGCGGCUUGUGAUACCUUUCGUGCAGGUGCGGUUGARCAGCUACGUACCCAUGUACGUCAUCUUAAUGCCCUUCACCCACCCUCUAAGGAAAACGGUCCACCGUCUGUAGUACUCUACGAGAAAGGUUAUGGAAAAGAUGCUGCUGCUAUUGCAAUGGAUGCUAUUAAUUUUGCCCGAGACCAGCGUAUUGAUGUUGUACUWGUAGAUACAGCAGGGCGAAUGCAGGAUAAUGAACCCCUGAUGCGUGCCUUGUCCAAGUUGAUAAAGAUCAACAAUCCAGACCUUGUACUGUUUGUUGGUGAAGCUCUUGUUGGCAAUGAGGCUGUGGACCAGCUUUCAAAGUUUAAUCAGGCUUUGGCAGACUAUUCCAGCCAAGAUAAUCCACGGCUUAUUGAUGGCAUUUUACUCACAAAGUUCGACACUAUUGAUGACAAGGUCGGUGCUGCUAUUUCAAUGACAUAUAUCACAGGGCAGCCCAUUGUGUUCGUYGGUACCGGACAGACGUAUCGAGACUUGAAGAGUCUCAAUGUCAAGGCCGUUGUGCAUGCUCUUUUAAAGGCUUAAAACAAACGCAUUAUUAUCAAAUGAAUAUAUUGUACGURCAGAAAUAUUCCAUUAUUAUGUUAUGAAGCCGUCAAUGAUACGCUAGAAAAAUCGUUCCUUCCCAUCAACCCUUAAGAGCGUAGCAGUAACAAUUGGGUACGCGUUCGGCACUUUGAAAGAAACCGCAUUCAUGUAAUGUUUACUUCAUGUAUCGCGGGCUACUGACACGGUAGUCAGUUUUGUUUCUUUUUCUUGAAAUUAUUGGUUUUUGUUGACGMCUAAGUACCAGGCCUACUGAGGUGUUGUAGGUAGAUUCGAGGCAAGGCUCCAGUUCUUGGGCUAUCUUUGUUGUGAUCUCGUAAAGAUUCCAAGACCCUCGGAGAGCAGUCCAUACUUUUAUUUUAUUACAAAAAUUCACGAAGAAUUGGUGUACCACCAAAUAUUUAAUAAACUGUCAACCAGAAAUACUAAAUUCAGUUAAUAAAUGCAGUGUAAUAUGAACUAAAACGAAAUAAACACAUGUUAACGUCAAAA